Messenger RNA from Halteromyces radiatus, 505 nucleotides. RefSeq lists its product as uncharacterized. The record is from RefSeq and is a predicted model, not a curated record. The transcript has 2 exons. NCBI's taxonomy places the organism in Eukaryota, Fungi, Mucoromycota, Mucoromycetes, Mucorales, Cunninghamellaceae. The coding region runs from base 90 to 422 and encodes 110 amino acids.
UUUUUUUUUCCUCUUUCAUUCUCCCUCUCUUUUUUCAAAAUUACAACAUUCAUCUAUCUUAGAUAUAGUUGUACUCGUUAUACAUUUCAAUGACUUGUCUUUGGAUUGUCAUAACAACUUUAUUUUAUAUAUUACAAUGCUUUUCCUAUAUAACUGCUCAAGGUAUUACCCCCGGUACUAUCGCAACUGAUGUUCCUUGGAAAGCUGGUCAAGCUUAUUUCAAGACCCUUAUGUUAUCAUAUAUGGUGGUACCACUGACAUUACUGGAAAUAAUACAAAUGUUCAAGGUACAAAGUCACUUUGGAUUUGGAAUUCACAAAACGGUACUUGGUAUGAUGCUCAAGCUUUAUCAAACAAUGUGGCUUUCAGUUCUCAAGUCUUUUUUCAAGCUAUUAACUUACCUAGUACUGGACAAGUUUUAGCUCUUGCAAGUAAUACUACUGGUGGUGGUUCUUUACUUCAAAAAUUAGAUACUACAGUUUGGAAUUGGAAUAGUCCUAGUUCA